Molecule: messenger RNA, 1020 nt
Organism: Harmonia axyridis
Lineage: Eukaryota; Metazoa; Arthropoda; Insecta; Coleoptera; Coccinellidae
Exons: 3
Coding region: 159-1001 (280 amino acids)
Source: RefSeq, a predicted model, not a curated record
GUUAAGCUGUGUAUAAUCGAUUUACAACCAUUUAAAUAAUUCCAUUGAAACAAUCACGAUUUAAUCCUCCAUACCUUUUUAUUGAAGUAUACUCAAUUGAAAUUGAAUCAUUACAAACGCAACGCGUUCUAAUCAUACCUGAAAAAAGAAACCAAAUAAUGAUAAUAGGUGUAAUUUCGAUUGUGUACACCUUAUUCGUAGAUACUGUGUUGUCAGACAGGGUAGCUGAAAUUGAAGAUUUAUAUUGUUGCGGAGAUGAUUUUCAGAACACUUACCGUAUAAACUACAAGCCAGGAUUCCUAAAUCUCCAGGCUCUUGUCGAAGGAAGAAGAUCAAAUAAAAAGAAAGAAAAAAAGGAAAAACAAUUAAAUGAAGGAAAUAAAGAUAAUGAAGUAAAUAAAGGAAAUGAAGCAAAUAAGGAAAAUGAAGUAAAUAAAGAAAAUGAAGUAUUUAAAGGAAAUGAAGUAAAUGAAUUAAAUAAUAGGUAUGACCAAAACUAUGACAAAAGAGGAAAAAUAAAGGAGAUAUACGGUAUCUUGUCAAAUAUUGCUGUUCAAGCCAAUAGAUCUAUCGACGCAGAUGUUGAAGCCUAUACAACCGCUGUGGAAUCUCUUGUACAAGCCGCAUUUGAUAUUACCCAAAUGAGUCUGAAAGAUAAGAUCACUGAGAAAGCUUCAGAACAGAUGAAAAAAAUAAAAACCAACACGUUAAAUGAAAUUAAUGAUGAAUCCUUACGUACUAAGGAAGAAAUUAAGGAAACCACUGAAACGAUGUUAACAGCUUUGAAGGAGUUAGAUGAUGAGAUCUCGAAUAACUCAUUUGAGGACGAGAUUCUGUCUAUUGUUCUGCGUUUGAAGACAUUUUUUGAGGACUCGACCUUGUUGAAAGAUAAAAUGAGGGAGAAAAUGGGAGAAUAUUUUUCUCUUUUCCGAAUCAGAAUCCGGAGUUUGAAAAGUGAAAUUUUAAAUCCAAAUAUGGGUGCAAAAAUGAUGAAGAUAUAAUUUUCAAAUAAACUUAAGA